Molecule: messenger RNA, 1329 nt
Organism: Fragaria vesca subsp. vesca
Lineage: Eukaryota; Viridiplantae; Streptophyta; Magnoliopsida; Rosales; Rosaceae
Product: probable S-acyltransferase At3g09320-like
Exons: 7
Coding region: 109-963 (284 amino acids)
Molecular function (GO): palmitoyltransferase activity
Source: RefSeq, a predicted model, not a curated record
UUUUUUCCAGCAUAAUAAGAAAACGACACCCCACACCACCGGGAGUCGCCGUCGUUUUGGCGCCGGUGCCUCCGCCUCCGACGAAAUUUCCGUCCUCUCACCUAAAUAAUGGCGCGAAGCGUCGGGUUCUCUCUGCCGGUGACCGUCGUCGUCGUGGCCAUCGGCUACAUCUACUUCUCCACCGUCUUCGUUUUCGUAGACCGGUGGUUUGGCCUGUGGUCUUCGCCGGGGUUAAUGAACGCCGCCAUUUUCACCGCCGUGGCUGCCAUGUGCAUCUAUAAUUAUACCGUAUCCGUAUUCCGGGAUCCGGGUCGGGUCCCCUCCACGUACAUGCCCGAUGUCGAGGAUUCCGAAAACCCUAUCCACGAGAUCAAGCGCAAGGGAGGGGAUUUGAGAUAUUGCCAAAAGUGUUCUCAUUAUAAGCCACCUCGCGCACAUCAUUGUCGUGUAUGCAAGAGAUGCAUUUUACGAAUGGACCAUCAUUGCAUAUGGAUCAAUAAUUGCGUUGGCCAUACAAACUAUAAGGUCUUCUUCGUGUUCGUUGUGUAUGCUGUUAUAGCAUGCCUCUAUUCCCUGGUGUUGCUAUUGGGUAGUCUAGCUAAUGAUUUUGAAAAGGAUGAGGAGCAAAGUGCAGACUCAUAUACAACUGUAUAUAUCAUUUCUGGGUUAUUGCUGUUUCCCUUGUGUGUGGCACUGAGUGUGCUUUUAGGUUGGCAUAUCUACCUCAUUUUGCAAAACAAGACCACGAUUGAGUACCAUGAAGGUGUAAGAGCUAUGUGGCUUGCUGAGAAAGGGGGACAAAUCUAUUCGCAUCCAUAUGAUCUUGGUGCCUAUCAAAAUUUGUCAACGGUACUGGGUCCAAACAUCUUUAGUUGGUUACUCCCAACAUCAGGACAUAUUGGUUCAGGACUUCGCUUCUGUACAGCCUACGAUUACCCUUCCAGUGGUUCAACAUCAAAAUGAAAUUUUCCCUGGCCAUCAUCUUGGGUUUGCAUUGGUGGGAAUGAGGCUUACCUAGUGUGACAGAUUAUGUAGGGUUUGCUGUCACGAUGAUGUCUGCCAGUCCUUUUCAAAUGUCCUCCUAGGAGUCACUCCAAAACAAGAAAAGGGCUUUUCUUUGUCUCUUACUAAUGCAAAUCAUGGUCUUGGAGCUCCUAAAACUGUUUCCCUUCAAGUAACAUGAUGUUACGGAAGCAACGGAGUAUAGGGUCCCUGUCAAUAGCCAAAACCUAGUCAGUCUUUGAGAAACUAGACACCAGAUAUUUAUCCUUUUGUUCGGAUGGUUGCUCCAAAAUUAUAGUUUUAUACUUCACAAAAUGGUCUCAGCUG